This is a messenger RNA of Cladocopium goreaui, 858 nucleotides long. The record is from the annotation of a GenBank genome assembly. Lineage: Eukaryota; Dinophyceae; Suessiales; Symbiodiniaceae.
AUGCGCAGCUCUGCACUGUGGCUGGCGGCGCUGAUGGUGAUAGCCUUGGCAGCGCCAGGCGAGUCUGAAGGAGGGCCUCCCCCUGGUCCUCCUGCAGACCCGCUCCAGGCCUUGGCUGCAAGCCUGUGGGGUUACCUGGCGCGGCCUCCGCCUCCUACAGGCAGUGCCCCUGGCACUGGGGGGUCUGGCCCGGCGACAACGCCUAAGGCGACAACGCCUAUGGCGCCAACAGCCGGGGCGGGCAUGGCAGCCGGACCACCAGGUGGACCAAUGGGCGAGGCGGGUUUGGCAGCCAAAGCCCCGCCACUACUGCCAAGCGGCACGCCCAUGACGCCACCGCCUCCUGGGCACAUGGACCCACCUGGCAGUUCUGGGCCGCCGCCGUGGAGAAAUAUGGCGCCGCCUGUGGCAAAAGCUGUCAUUCCAGACCCUCCUGCUGUCCCUGCCCCUUCCCAUACGGCGGAGACUCCUGAGACUCCCCCUGUGGUCGACUUGACUUCAGCUCCGCCGCCGCCUGCAGAGACUAUGAACCACACGGUGGACCUAAGAAUCUGCAAGCUGUGCCAAAAGCAAACGUACGCUGGCCGAGGCCAAUGCUUCAACAAGAACUGCGACAUCUACUGGAAACCGUCGUCAAAGAAGCGCAAGAAGAGCAACAAGGGCCGGCAGAGAACAAUUUGGUACAACAAGCGGGGCCAGUGGGAUUGGGAAGACGACGAAGAUGAAGAUGACGACGACAACUGGCACUACGUCCCACCCAAAAAACCUCUUUGGGAUGGGUGGCAAGACUGGUCCCGCGGUGGUGGAGGAGGUCACCACGAAAGAGGGCGCUGGACCUGGUCCUGGGUGUCUACGUGA